This is a messenger RNA of Trichogramma pretiosum, 2831 nucleotides long. RefSeq names its product ankyrin-1-like. The record is from RefSeq and is a predicted model, not a curated record. The coding region runs from base 206 to 2596 and encodes 796 amino acids. Gene Ontology annotation, molecular function: protein binding. The transcript has a single exon. Lineage: Eukaryota; Metazoa; Arthropoda; Insecta; Hymenoptera; Trichogrammatidae.
CUUGAGCACUGCCGCUGUCUACCACAUGUCCAAAACGAUCAGUGGUUUCGAGCACAUGUUUUUUUUACAUGGUCCAUAGUGCGUGUGUAAUCAGUACAAAUUACUAUGCAGAAGUGUAGACAAAGAUUGACGAUCGCAUCGGCUGCAGUAGUAAUUAAAAGUAAAAAAUAUUUUAUAUUAUAUGUAUUUGAGUGUGGUGUGAGACAUGGAUCAUCUCAACCAAGAAAAUGUAUUAAAAUUGAAGAGCUUACGAGAAAAGGUCAAUUGGAAAAUCGAAAGAAGUCGAGAUAACCUUCUCGAAAAACUCGUUUCCUUAAUCAAAGAUUGGAAAGGGCAACUUCCAAACCUCCAAGAUAUUUUCUGUCCCGAAGAAAUUGAUCAGCUUCUCUCGGAUUGUGUAACUCGCAAAUUCAGAGGCCGGUAUUUAAUUGCACCAAAACGAAAACAAUUUAUGGAGUUUGUAAUCAGGACUGGUUACAAAGACAAGCCGGAUGACGAUCAAGACCACAAGCCAUCGUCGCGUCGCUCCACACCAGUGCAUAUCGCGUUUAAAUGCUUUCACGACUCAUUGAUCGUGCAAGAUUUAUUUAAAAUAUACAAUCGAUUCGACGUAAAUUACACCGACGAGUCUGGCCUCACACAUUUUCACGUGGCCUGUGCGUAUGGUCUUGACGAAAUCGUCGAAAAAUUCCUCGAGCUCGGGCAGGAUCCCAAUUGCGUCAAUCAAGAAACAGGUGAUACACCACUUUUAGCUGCUUUGGACAAUGACAAUAAAGAAGUGGCACGAUUACUGCUAAGAAGUGGCGCAGAUCCGAACUUGGCAAACAAGAAUGGAAUUACACCUCUUCACUUCAUUUGCCAAGAAGAAAGUCACAUUGAUAGUGACUUAACGAAAAUGUUAUUCGAACUGAGCGACGACAAAUAUCAGCCAGUGCAGAUCAACGCCCAAAACAAGUUGGGUGACACACCACUGCACUGCAUUACAAAACUGCCCUUUGCUCUGCCCGACUGUAAAGAAAAGAUAUUCGAAUUCCUGCUUCGAUUAGGCGCUGAUCCGAACUUGGCAAAUUCACAAGGAUCUACUCCUCUGCAUCUUAUUUGCCAGAGAAAAUAUCGUGGCGAUGACUUAGCAGAGCUAUUCUUCGAGAUCAACGACGACAUCGAUCAGACGAUACAGGUCGACGCUCAGGACAAGUUUGGCAACACACCUCUAUACGUGGCUCUGUACCACAGCAACAACAAGGUUGCCGAAAUUCUGUUGAAAAGAGGCGCCGAUUCAAAUUUAGCCAAUGCAGACGGAUGGACUCCUCUGCACGUUAUGAGCGAGAGAAACCGCAGUAUUGGCUUGACAAAAAUCUUAUUCAAGCUCAGCAAAGCCAAAAAUUGGCCCGUGCAGGUCAACGCCCGGGAAAAGUCUGGUAACACACCCUUACACAGUGCUCUAAGCUAUAACAACCAUAAGGUAGCUACAUUGCUUCUAAAAAAUGGCGCCGAUCCGAAUUUGGCAAACGAGGACGGAGAGACGCCUCUGCAUAUUAUUUGCAUGAGAAGCUGCGACGAUGACUUGCUGGAGAUAUUCUUCAAAAUCUGCAAUGACACCAAGCAGACGGUGCAAGUCAACGCCCAGGACAAGUUGGGUCGAACAUCGUUACACUAUGCUUUGUACUACGGACACAAGAAGAUGACCGAAUCGCUGCUAAGAAGAGGUUCCGAUCCGAAUGUGGCUAACGAGAAGGGAUCGACUCCUUUGCACGUUAUAAGCAAGGCAAAACACGAUAAUUAUGAAUUGAUGAAGCUAUUCUUCAAGAUCAACGACGAGAGGAAACAAAAGUUGCAGGUCGAUGCCCGAGACAAGAAAGGCCGGUCAGCCCUUCAAUGGGCCGUGGCGAAUGUUUUGCCGGGUGUGGUUGACGUACUCUUGGAUCACGGGGCUGAUCUUCCCAGUUUUGUUUUUCCCCGUUCUAGCAAUUUCAAAAAGUGUUUUAAAUCGCAUGGCAUCGAAGACAUUCAGUUUAAAUUGAGAUCAACGUCUGGCGCUGUGCCCGUCGUCGAAUGCCUUGAGAAAAGAGGAUACAUAGUGGAACUAAGCGACGCCAUAACGAUAAUGAAACUGUUCAUAAAUCAAGGAUUAUUCGCAAAGUCGGUGGAUGUUGGAAACAAUCGUUAUGACGAAGAGGAGUUCGUGAACAAAGCAAAAGAAAUAAUGAUAAAUUCGAGCUUGUCGCUGUACAAUCUGAUUCGCUUACGACCCGAAGAGGCGGUGAAACUACUCACUUAUACAGACUGCUUAGAGUUUUCAAGCUCCAAAGGGUUGUUGGAACUGCCUGAAGGACCAAAAGAGGCAUGUACUGCGCAUCUGUGCGAGAUAAUGUCAAGAGGAUUUUUCCGGCGUUGGGCGCUGGAAUCUUUUUGGAAACUCAUAUGGUACCGGCUACCAAUUGAGUGCUGUGAGAUGAUCAUCGAGCCGCUAAUGAACGAAGAUUUAUGUAACAUUUGCUUGGCAAAUAAAAACCAAAAUCUUGAGAACAGUAAAAAUAAUGUGAUGAAGAAUGUAAAAAAAUGUAAUAAUCAAAGUCAAAAGAUCUGCAAGGGCUAAAAAGAGCUCCAAAAAGCUAUAUGAUUAAAAAUAGUGAAAAUACUUAAGGGUCUUUUUUUCGGUUAUGAAAUAAAUAAAUGGAACGAUCAAUAAGAUGAUUUGUGGCGUAGUCCUUAAUGGCUGCAGGACCUAAGCUCCUGAUAUCUAUAAGCAUAUUCGCAUUACUUUUUAUAUCUGGCGUUUAACGCUAUAUAUUUUCAAUACCAUUAAAAUAAAUAUAUUAAAAAAAAUUGAA